CACGAGGGAAAAAUUUUCCCUUCACUCUCUCUCUCAUUUUCACUUUCUCUGCAAUUUCUGCUUCUUUUCCUUUCACCACGGAGCUUCUUCCACCCACUUCCUUUUUUCCUUCUUCUUCUACUUCUUCUUCUUCUUCUUCUUCUUCUUCUCUCUCUCUACUCACAGUUCCCAACUUUCCACUGGUUAAGCUCUCAGCUCUGGUGGGAUUCCAAGGAAGGUCCUUGUUCUUCUGAUCGCGGUAUGACACGGACUUGUCUUAAAGAGAAUUUUUUUACCAUUCUUAGGUAAGCAAUGGUUGCUGAAUCAUGGUUUAGAAGUCUUUGGAAGACUCAACGGAAGGAUGGUACUAGUUCUGAGAAGUCGGUGAUUGGAGUAUUAGCAUUUGAAGUUGCAAGCUUGAUGUCCAAGAUUGUUAAUUUGUGGCAGACCUUGAGUGAUAAACAGGUUGCUAGGUUGAGAGAGGAGAUCACACAUUCGGUUGGUAUAAAAAGACUUGUUUCAGAAGAUGAGAACUUCAUCGUACGUUUAAUCAGCUUAGAGAUGCUUGAGACUAUGUCACAUGUGGCUGAAUCUGUUGCUAGGCUUGGGAAGAAAUGCAGUGAACCGAGUUUGCAACGAUUUGAAAAUGCCUUCGAUGAAUUUAUCACUCUCGGUGUUGAUCCACUUAAAUGGGAAUUCACUAGCAAGAAAAUGGAGAAAAAGGUCAAGAGGAUGGAAAAGUUCAUAUCAACUAAUGCAAGUUUGUAUCAAGAGAUGGAAAUGCUUAAUGAUCUUGAGCAAACUCUUAAGAGAAUGAAGGCAUAUGGCGAGUCUGAUGGGGCAAAUGUAGUUGACUAUCAGAAGAAGGUUGCAUGGAAGAGGGUAGAGGUGAAGAACUUAAAAGAUGAUUCGCUUUGGAACAGGACAUUUGAUUACACUGUGGAGCUUUUGGCAAGAUCCUUGUUCACAAUAUUCAGCAGAAUCAACCUGGUAUUUGGAGUUCAAGAGGUCAUAGAUGCUCGCAGAACCAGAAACUCAAUUAACCGGAAUUCUGGUCACAGUCAUGACAGUCAAUCAGUCUCUGAACUAUUGCAACCAUCGAUCCACCCAUCUGAGAAUAAUGUUGCUAGAUUUGCUUCUGGACCCCUUGGCGCUUUUACUCUUAGAUCAAGUCCAAGUGUUAGAACAAAAGUAACUAGUGUUUUUAGUUCCAGACCUCUCGGUGACUCGUCCUUAAAUUCAAGCCUAACUCAAGCGAAGUCUAGACGUUCCAAGCUUUUCUCAGGCCCUCUCGGAAAAAGUUCAAAAAAACCUGUUGCAGAUGGUGGAACAAAUAAUAGCAGCAGGAUUUGGAAGAUACAAGGUCAGUCAACCACCAUAAAUGGGAAGGAAACUCACUCGAAACACAGUCGACUGACUCAAGUAGGGCCUUUCAAAGGAUGUAUGGCUGCUGAUAGUUCCUCUGUCACUGACUGCCUCUUGAACCUAAAUGAUGAUUCUUUAAGAACACCGAAUGGCAAAGAUGCUAAUUCAAAUCAAUCUCUCUUCAGUUCUCUGUGCAGGCUAAAGCCACCAUCUGAAUCCCUUGGUGCUGCUUCUUUGGCCCUGCAUUAUGCAAACAUUAUUGUCGUGAUUGAAAAGCUAGCAGCUUCUCCAUACAUGAUUGGUCUCGAUGCAAGAGAUGAUCUGUACAACAUGUUACCGAGACGCAUCAGGGAUUCUCUCAGGACCAAGCUAAAGCCUUAUAGCAAGGGUAUGAAGUCAGCUGUUUACGACGCAAGUCUAGCAGAUGAUUGGACCGAAGCAAUAACAAGUAUAUUAGAAUGGCUGGCACCAUUGGCUCACAACAUGCUGAGAUGGCAAUCUGAGAGAAGUUACGAGCAGCAUAGCUUCGUUUCGCGGACGAAUGUGCUGCUGGUGCAAACGCUUUACUUUGCAAAUCAAGAACAAACAGAAGCAAUAAUCACCGAGCUUCUUGUCGGUCUGAAUUAUGUCUCGAGAUACGUUAGGGAUCUCAAUGCGAAAGCUUUGGCAGACUGUGGCAGUAGUAGGGUAGGAAAUAAAUAUGCUCAACUGAACGGACAACCAAUUUUCAGUUAGCUUGCCAGUAAUUUCCAACAGACGUCAAGUUCAGACCCGUCAACUCCGAAUGAGAUUUCCAGAGGCACCAACCAAGCUUCUCAACUUUGGUGUAUUGUGAAAGAGAUGCUCACAUCCACUAUCAUAAUACCUGUGUUUGAGAGUUUUCAUUUCAGAGGGGAAGGGAACAAAACGAGAGGAGCACUAUAAGUCUUUCUUUCUCUGUGUUCUCUCCAAAAUCAAAACUCCUAAACACAACCUUAAGAUCAGAAUGCAAGUAUUGUUGAGGAAUGUUCUUUACUUUUAUUCGAUGAGCUCCUAGCUGAUAUAACUUUGGAUCACUGGUCUCAUCAUUGAAAAGUAGUGCCUGCAGUUGAGAGUGUAUAUUUAUGACCAGAAGAUAAGUUCUAUGAUGUAUAGUUUUUAUCACAGUAAUCAUUUCUAAUGAUAUAAAUGGUUAUGCAUGGAGAUUUGGAUA
Molecule: messenger RNA, 2536 nt
Organism: Arachis duranensis
Lineage: Eukaryota; Viridiplantae; Streptophyta; Magnoliopsida; Fabales; Fabaceae
Exons: 2
Coding region: 292-2079 (595 amino acids)
Biological process (GO): positive regulation of growth
Source: RefSeq, a predicted model, not a curated record